Messenger RNA from Lycium barbarum (goji berry), 896 nucleotides. RefSeq names its product CASP-like protein 1. Bases 77 to 676 code for a protein of 199 amino acids. The transcript is spliced from 3 exons. The record is from RefSeq and is a predicted model, not a curated record. Lineage: Eukaryota; Viridiplantae; Streptophyta; Magnoliopsida; Solanales; Solanaceae.
GUGUUGAUUAGUCACACACAUCUUGAAGCACUAAUUAAGUUAACAAUCAUUCAACACAUAAUUUUGUCUUACACCUAUGGCUACUGAACCCGAAAAGGUUGUUCCCCCGGUAGAAGCUGCUCCGGAGCCAGAAAAGGGGGCUCCGCCACCAGCAACUCGGGGGCCCACCGACUACUUUGCAGUGGCCGAUGUGGUGUUAAGGUUUUUAGUGUUUGCUUCAGCACUUGUUUCUGUGGUGGUCAUGUCAACUAGUAAGCAAACGGAAAUAAGUCCACCUUCCCCAGUACCUCGUCCUGCUAAGUUCAAUCAUUCACCUGCAUUCAUAUAUUUUGUAGCAGCACUCUCUGUGGCUGGUUUUUUCAGCAUAAUUACUACAAUGGGCUCUUUGUACUCCCUUCUUAAGCCUGGUUGCUCCGCAAAGAUCAUUUCUCAUUUCAUUAUCAUUGAUGUACUUUUGCUAGGAAUAGUCGCAUCAGCAACCGGAGCAGCAGCAUCAGUGGCUUACUUAGGACUAAAAGGCAACAAGCAUGUGCCGUGGGGAAAGGUUUGCGGCAUGUAUGGCAAAUUCUGCAGAUACCUUGGAGCUUCUAUAGGAGUCUCAUUGUUCGCGACCGUUAUGCUUGUGCUUCUUGUUCUCCUCUCUGUAUACUCCCUUUCUAAGAAGAUCCCAAAGUGACAAGACAGCUAUGGAAAGUGAAUUCUUGAUGUACAGCAGAAAAAGGCCCUUGCUAAAAUUAUGUAUGUAAAAGUGUGUAAUUAAGUACAGUUCAAAUUUGGGUUCUGAAUAUGUUUGGCUCGUUUCUUGUGUGGCUGGUGAACGUAGACAUUGCACCAGUUCUUGUAUAUGAAUUCAGUCAUGUACUUGUUUUGAUAUUAAACAGAAAGUUCCCCACUUA